This is a messenger RNA of Selaginella moellendorffii, 2376 nucleotides long. Its product is annotated as probable methyltransferase PMT7. Bases 115 to 1890 code for a protein of 591 amino acids. The transcript has 7 exons. The record is from RefSeq and is a predicted model, not a curated record. Gene Ontology annotation, cellular component: cytoplasm; endosome; trans-Golgi network. NCBI's taxonomy places the organism in Eukaryota, Viridiplantae, Streptophyta, Lycopodiopsida, Selaginellales, Selaginellaceae. Gene Ontology annotation, molecular function: methyltransferase activity.
UCUCCCAAGGGCUAGGGUUCUUGGAUUGGAUCGCUCUUGGAGCCGUGCAAUGGCGGCAAGGGCAAGAAUCGCGGCCACCGCCUUCUUCCUCAGGUAGAAUCAAUCGCCAGGGCCAUGAAGAAGCUCGGAUUCUUGGCGGAGACGCUCUGCUCGCAGCAAUUCGUCAAGCUCGUCCUCGCCGCGGCUUUGCUCGCCUCCAUCUUCCUCUAUAUUGGUUCUCUCGUCGGCGAUGACAGCAGCAGCAGCGGCGCCGUCCAGCUCAGGCGGCCGCAUUCUGAUGAUUUGUCACCCAACACGGUUCGUCUGUCACUUCGAUCCCAGCCACUCCAGAUCCCUCCCGAUGGAGUCAGCCUCUGCCCAAGCAACUUUACCGAGUACAUCCCAUGCCACGAUCCAAACUACAUUGCUUCCAUCUCCAGCAAGCUCAAUCUCUCGAGAAGGGAGCACUUGGAGCGACAAUGCCCCCCACCACAUCAGCGUCCUUUCUGCCUUGUUCCUCCACCAAAGUCCUACAAGCUUCCCAUCCGGUGGCCCCAGAGCCGAGACUAUGUGUGGAGGAGCAACGUAAACCACACCCGGCUAGCCGAAGUGAAAGGUGGCCAGAACUGGGUCCACGUUAAAGGCUCCACGAUGUGGUUUCCGGGAGGAGGGACGCAUUUCAAGCAUGGAGCUCCCGAGUACAUCCAGAGGCUAGGAAACAUGACCACGGAUUGGAAGGGAGAUUUACAGACUGCUGGAGUGGCUCGAGUUUUGGACGUUGGCUGCGGAGUUGCAAGCUUUGCAGCUUAUCUCUUCAACCUCGACAUCCAGACCAUGUCGUUUGCGCCGCUUGACUCUCACGAGAAUCAGAUCCAGUUCGCUCUGGAACGAGGAAUACCGGCUCUUGUUGCGGCGCUUGGAACCAAGCGCUUGCCGUAUCCUUCCAGAUCCUUCGAUGCUGUUCACUGUUCCCGCUGUCGCGUCGAUUGGCACGAAGAUGGAGGUAUUUUGCUCAGGGAAAUGGACCGGAUUUUAAGACCUGGUGGCUUCUUCAUCUAUUCUGCACCUCCAGCUUAUCGCAAAGACAAGGAUUUCCCUGAAGUUUGGAACAUCCUGACCAACAUUACAGAAUCUCUUUGCUGGAAGCUGAUCGCACGGCACGUCCAGACUGCGGUUUGGAGGAAGACCGCCGACAGGUCCUGUCAGCUCGCCAAGUCCAAGCUGUGCGCUAACCAAAGCAAGGAGUUUCUAGACAACUCGUGGAACAAGCCACUGGACGACUGCAUUGCCUUGUCUGAGGACAAUGAUGCCAAUUUCGUCCAACUUCCUUCAUGGCCGGAACGGCUUACAACUUACUCGAACCAGCUCGGGAUCAGCUCAUCUUCUUUCAAAGAAGACACAUCUCUCUGGGAAGGCAAAGUUGGAAACUAUUGGAAGCUGCUUAAUGUAUCCGAAAAUUCCAUUCGGAACGUUAUGGAUAUGAAUGCUGGAUACGGAGGCUUUGCUGCUGCCUUGUUACUACAGAACAAUCCCGUGUGGAUCAUGAACGUGGUUCCAUCGGAAUCUAGCAACACUCUCAACGUUGUCUAUGGUCGAGGCCUCGUAGGCACCUUGCAUAGCUGGUGCGAAAGCUUUUCGAGCUACCCGAGGAGCUACGACUUGUUGCACGCAUAUCGCGUGAUGUCCCUCUAUCCAGGGAGAAAAGGGUGCCAGAUCGAAGAUAUAAUGCUGGAAAUGGAUCGGCUGCUGAGACCGAAUGCUCUUGCGAUCUUUCAAGAUUCCUCACCUGCGGUGCAGCGCAUACUGGAGUUGGCACCAAGGUUCCUGUGGGUUGCCAGAGUCCAUCGCAUUCUUGAAAAAGACGAGCAGCUUCUUAUAUGCUCUAAGAAGUUCUGGAUCGUCGACGUCUAAGGUAGAGUAUGGUGAUGAUUAGUCUUCGAAGUUUUCCACGAGAAUGCACUGUGGCGACAGUAAUAACAGGGUUGUUAGUAUUCUCAGGCAGACACAACGAUUUGUUUAGGAGCUAUUGUAGUCCAGCAAAGGUCCUAAGCGAGAGGCAUGGCUUUCAUAUCUUGGUUAGUUUGUGCCAACAUGAUUCUCCAGGUGUGGUAAUAGCUCCUACACCGAUCAAAGCCAGCUUGCGCGAGGUAAAAGUUCGUUUUCGUUAUUUCUUUUUACUCUGCUUUGUGCUACUUAUGAGCUACUGCUGGAGGAUAUCCACGCGAAGAUCAUGUCAAGAGGCUGAGACUUUGGAACUCACUCGGAGUUGGAGUUUUUGUCAUCCCCAAGAGCUGUGCAGACAUUUCCGGAGCCACCAAUGGACAUUCCAUCGUGGAUUCGUGAAAUUUCAUUAGGAGGACAUAGAAAAUCAUUUAAACACAUAUUAAGUUGACGAAA